Messenger RNA from Salvia splendens (bonfire salvia), 1888 nucleotides. RefSeq names its product nicotinamide adenine dinucleotide transporter 1, chloroplastic. NCBI's taxonomy places the organism in Eukaryota, Viridiplantae, Streptophyta, Magnoliopsida, Lamiales, Lamiaceae. The record is from RefSeq and is a predicted model, not a curated record. Gene Ontology annotation, biological process: nucleotide transport; transmembrane transport. The transcript is spliced from 9 exons. Bases 439 to 1389 code for a protein of 316 amino acids.
AUUUCUUUUCUAAGCAAAGAAUGCGUGUUAUGCAAAUAUUUUGUGGUCCGAAUUUGGAUUUUUAUCAAAAAAGUAUUAUAUGUGCAUUAAAUAUUUAUGGUUAACAAUUCUAGUCAAUGUUUAAUUUCUGUCUCUCAUCCCACUCAAUCUUAUCGCAACUCGGCAUUCUCGAUUUAAUCGCCUUUCAACAACCAGCUAAGAUUUGUUGACACAAAUUCUUCCCAACGUCUUUAAUUUUUCAUCAGCUAUGGAGAUUUUGGUUGAGUUUAAUUGAUUCUCAUUAGUGUUUGUUGGCCAUGCUGCGGUUGUUUCCGGCAGUGAUCGGCCUCUCCACAGAGGACUCCUCCAACUCUGUCGCACACAAUUAUCGCUUCUCUCAACUCAUUUCUGCUGUUGCUGUUUCCGAAUUCUCUCUAGUUGAUUGUACUCAAUUUACCGAUGGCUGCUCAGAGUCACGGCGUUAGUCUUAGGGGCCUUCUCUGCAAUGCUGGCGCCGGCGCUGCGGCUGGUGCGAUUGCAGCUACUUUUGUAUGCCCUUUAGAUGUUAUCAAGACUAGGUUACAGGUCCAUGGGCUUCCCCGGCUUGCAAAUGCUAAUAUCAGAGGUAGUGUUAUAAUUCAAAGUUUAGAACAGAUAUUUCAGAAGGAGGGAUUACGCGGUAUGUACAGAGGACUCUCCCCUACUAUGCUUGCCAUGUUUCCAAAUUGGGCAGUGUAUUUCACAAUUUAUGAACAAUUAAAGAGUUUUCUUGGUUCCGAUGAUGUAAAUCAGCAGCUCUCUGUUGGUGCAAGUAUGGCGGCUGCUUCUGGUGCUGGAGCUGCAACAGCAAUCACGACAAAUCCUCUUUGGGUUGUCAAAACAAGGUUUCAGACACAAGGGAUGAGAGCAGGUGUGGUGCCGUAUAGGGGUACAUUAUCUGCCUUAAAAAGAAUUGCACAUGAAGAGGGCAUUCGUGGAUUGUAUAGUGGACUAGUGCCAGCUUUGGCUGGUAUAAGUCAUGUUGCUAUUCAGUUUCCAACAUAUGAAAAGAUAAAGAGUUAUCUAGCUAAACAAGGCAACACAACGACUGAUAAACUCAGUGCAAGUGAUGUUGCUUUAGCUUCGUCCGUUUCAAAAAUAUUUGCUUCGACCUUGACAUAUCCUCACGAGGUUGUCCGUUCAAGACUUCAAGAACAAGGUUACCACUCCGAGAAGCAAUAUUCUGGAGUGGUCGACUGCAUCAAGAAGGUUUUCAAGCAAGACGGCAUCCCUGGUUUCUACCGGGGUUGUGCCAUCAACCUGCUGAGGACGACCCCAGCUGCUGUAAUCACAUUUACCAGUUUUGAGAUGAUUCACCGAUUUCUCGUUACAUUGUUCCCUCCUGAUCAACACCCUCAACCAUUGAGAUGAUCAGGGUACGUCGCCUGCUUCAACAGACACAUUGUUUCUUAGCAGCAGUCCUAUAUAUGCUGUGCCUAGGAGCCCCCAUUAGUGAUUGUUUCUGUAUUCUUAUACUCCCUCCGUCCCUGAUUAAUUGUCACUCUUUGACCAGGCACGAGUUUUAAGAAAUAUAAAGAAAAGUUGGUUGAAAAAGUUAGUGGAAUGUGAGACUCACUUUAUUAUAUUUGUUUUAUAAUAAAAUGUGAGUGAAGUGAGUUAGUAGAAUGUGAGACCUACUUACCAUUUAUGGUAAAAAUGAAGCGUGACAAUUAUUGAGAGAUGGACCGAAAUAGAAAAGAGUGACAAUUAAUCGGGGACGGAGAGAGUACUUAGGAAGACAGUUUUUUGUUAGGAUGAUGAUGGCGAUAAUUACUUGUACAGAACAUCUUCCGUUACUGUUUGCUGUAUACACAUAAGUUUAGUGGAUAUUUGUGGGCUUGGAUUCCUUAGAGUCCAAUUAUUGUAUUCA